AUAAUUUCGGUCAUCGUGAGACGAGGUAUCUUCAGCCUUGUACGAUAACGAACAAAACGGCACAAAAAUACAGUCAUUCAAUCAGUAUUGAGGGAACAGUGCUAGUGACCACAAGUGUUGAUAACUACUGAAAUGGGUCGAGUACUUACAAUUUUGGCGGUGGUAGCCAUCGGUUUAGGGUUAUGGGUUGCGUUCCCGUGUUGCGACUCUCCGAAGGCCCCCAAGAUGGAUCUGGAGGAAUGGUGGGGACCAAACGAACUGAAGGGAAAGACUGACACCAGUGUGCGACCGUUCCAGAUCAAAUUCGAUGAAGCACUAGUACAAGACCUGAAAUCACGUCUAAAGAGUCAUCGUCCCUUCACUCCGCCUUUGGAAGGAAUCGGGUUCGAAUACGGUUUCAACUCCAAAACCCUGGAGACGUGGGUCAAAUACUGGGCUGAGAAGUAUCCUUUCGGUGAACGAGAGAAGUUCUUGAACCAGUUCCCUCAGUUCAAGACCAAUAUCCAGGGCCUGGAUAUCCAUUUCAUCAGGGUUAAACCUCAGGUGCCACAAGGUGUGGAAGUGGUCCCAAUUCUCCUCAUGCACGGCUGGCCAGGUUCCGUCAGGGAGUUCUUCGAAGCCAUACCCCUUCUUACGAAGCAGAGGGAAGGAUACGACUUCGCCUUCGAAGUUAUUGUCCCCGCAUUACCUGGUUAUGGAUUCUCUGAUGGUGCAGUCCGCCCAGGUCUCGCUGCUCCUCAGACAGCCGUCAUCUUCCGCAACCUGAUGCACAGGCUGGGCUUCAAGAAGUUCUACAUCCAGGGUGGAGACUGGGGCGCGCUGGUAGCCUCUUGUCUGGCUACACUGUUCCCUCAUGAAGUACUGGGUCAUCAUAGUAACUCGCUUCUUCUUCAGUCUAGCAGCACUACUUGGAGACUCAUCCUUGGUUCCUUCAUGCCGUCAUUGGUGGUUGAACCCAGUUUAGCCGAUCGCAUGUACCCAUUGUCCAAAAUAUUCUCCUUCAUGCUUGAAGAGUCUGGAUAUCUCCACCUGCAAGCCACGAAGCCUGAUACAGUGGGAACCGCAUUGAACGACUCUCCAGCCGGUCUUCUAGCCUAUAUCCUGGAGAAAUUCUCAACAUGGACCCGCCCUGAACAUAAGACUAAAGUGGACGGAGGCUUGGAAUUCCGCUUCACCAAAGAUCAGCUGAUUGAUAACCUCAUGAUGUACUGGACCCCCAAAGCAAUCACAACUUCUGUAAGGUUCUACGCCGAGAAUAUGAAUAAGAAAAACUUGGCAUUCUCUCUGGAUAACGUCAAGACACCAGUUCCCACAUGGGGAAUUCAAGCCAAGAAUGAGUUGGCGUACCAACCCCCAAGCUUCCUUAAAACGAAGUAUACCAACCUCAUUAAUGUGACCGUUUUGGACGACGGCGGUCAUUUCUUCGCCUUUGAACUCCCCAAAGUGUUCGCCGAAGACGUGUUCAGAGCUGUAAAAGCAUUUAGGGCGUGGCACGCGAUUAAGAGAACUGAACUGUGAUAUACAUAUUAUGGUUUGUUUUGUUAAGUUUUUGUUAAUACAUUUUGUUAUUUUUAUA
Amyelois transitella is the source of this 1576-nucleotide messenger RNA. Its product is annotated as juvenile hormone epoxide hydrolase. Bases 133 to 1518 code for a protein of 461 amino acids. Gene Ontology annotation, biological process: epoxide metabolic process. The record is from RefSeq and is a predicted model, not a curated record. NCBI's taxonomy places the organism in Eukaryota, Metazoa, Arthropoda, Insecta, Lepidoptera, Pyralidae. The transcript is spliced from 8 exons. Gene Ontology annotation, molecular function: epoxide hydrolase activity.